AUGGAGGAGCCCCAGCAGCAGCAGCCGCAGCUCGAGGGGCGGCCCCGCAGGGUGAGGUUCAGGAUCUCCUCGGCCUGCAGCGGCCGCGUGCUCAAGCAGGUCUACGAGGACGGGCAGGAGCUGGAGCCCCCGGCCAAGGAGCGCUCGCGGCGCUUCCUGCGCCACAGCUUCGAGCCCGGGGAGCCCCUGUGCGGGCCCGGGGAGCCGCCCGGGAGCAGCGACAGCCUCUGCUGGCCCACGGCCCUGACCGCCCGCAGGAUCAGCGUGCUGCGGGAGGAGCAGCACCAGCGGCUGCUGGGCAGCGCGGGCCUGCUCCGUGACUGCCGCCCGGGGACGGGCCUGUGCGGGGCUUCCCCAGCUGUAGAUUUUGGCAAGAUCAUCAUCUACACCAAUAACCUGAAAAUCAUCCGUGCCCCGAUGGACCAGAAGGAGCUCAUGAGAAGAAUCAUCCAGACAGAGGGAAUAAAUGACUGGACAUUCGUGUACCGGGAGAAGAAAGAGCGCCUUAGUGGCGGGCAUAAAAAAGAUGUGGAGAAUAUGGUCACUUGCAGCCAGUAUGUGCAGGAGGGCGAUGCUGGGCACGGCUGUUCCCAGUGCAAGGGCUCGGGCUGCGCUCCCUGCUCGCUGUGCCACGGGAGCAAGUUCUCGAUGCUGGCCAACCGAUUCCGGGAGUCCUACCGGGCGCUGCGGUGUCCGGCGUGCGACGAGAGCGGCCUGCAGCCGUGCCGGGUGUGCGCUGCCUGA
This is a messenger RNA of Agelaius phoeniceus (red-winged blackbird), 744 nucleotides long. The record is from RefSeq and is a predicted model, not a curated record. Lineage: Eukaryota; Metazoa; Chordata; Aves; Passeriformes; Icteridae.